UAGUGACAGACGAAACAAACAUUCAUCUCGUGCGCAGUUAUUCGAUUCUUUUGGAGGGAAAUUCCCAUAAUUAUUAAUUUGAGAGUGCACGCAAUCCUAAUUUUUUUUUAUAAAUGAGUCUAUGCUGGGCUUUGUUGGAUGGGUUGUCGUGAUUGAGUGCUGAGCAAGCAGAGGCGGAGAUUGGCAGGUUAUCGGCAGGAAGUGCAAUGAAAGAAUGAUUACUUCCAUAUUGAUUGGUGGAUGUGUCCUCUGUGUUGCUGUAUGGAUUUUCUCUCGUCCCAACAAGUUUCCACCAGGUCCAAAGGGAUUGCCACUAUUAGGUUGUUUGCUAUCAGUUUCUCAAUGGCAUCCUGGCUGUUCAUUCAUGGGACUAUUGGAGUUGUACUAUCGCUAUGGACCAGUGUGUGGUUUCUACAUUGGGCCUCAACCUGUCAUUUCUAUUAGUGGCUAUGAAGCAUGUAAGGAAGCUUUCAUGAAUGAAAACCUAAAUGGAAGACCUGAUAAUGGGCCAGCAAGAAUGAAAAGCAAAGGAAAACGAAUGGGUGUCAUGCUGGUGGAUGGAGAUUUUUUGACGAUCCAAAAGCGUUUCACAUUACAUCACUUGCGCGAUUUCGGCUAUGGUCGGCAAAACAUGGAAAGUCUUGUUAGUAAAGAAGUGGCUGUCCUUUUGGCAGACAUGAAACGCCAAUUUCACGACGAAGGAAACGUUUUCGAGUUCAAAAACUACUUCAACAUUUCACUAGUCAACGCACUCUGGGUGAUGCUGGCUAGCGCUCGAUUUGAGCGUGAUGAUCCCCGUCUAAAAUCGCUCGUCGAGUUAUUUGACGUUGUCUUCCGGAGUGGUGACAUUGUCCGCGUAGCGUUUCCUUGCCCUGCCAUUCUCAUGAAACUUUUCCCUGCCGUCUUUGCCAAAUUGGGGAGAAUGGAUCUUCUAAAAGAAGUCUGGAAGUUCAUCGAAGAAGCGAUCGAUGAACACAAGCAGACGCCAUCUGUGGAACCCCGAGAUUUUAUUGAUGUUUACCUUGGAGAAGUUGAAAAAAAUAAUGACGAUUCGUUUUCAGAAGAACAGCUGUUGAAUAUUAUUCUAGAUAUUCUUUCGGCAGGAGCUGAUACCACAGGGAAUUCAAUUGGAUUUGCUCUAUUGUACCUCAUUCAUCAUCCAGACGUCCAAACCAAAAUGCAGCUCGAAAUGGAUCAGGUGUGUGGUGACUCAUUGCCGUCGUUGCAUCAUAAACCACAAUUGGUCUAUACUCAAGCUGUUCUUAUGGAAGUGCAACGAAUGAGUGGUGUUUCACCUUUGGCCAUCCCUCGUCGGGCUUUAAAAAGCAUUCCGUUUGAAGGCUACAUCAUUCCUCAGGAUGCUUACGUCAUUAUCAAUAUGUAUUCGGUACAUAUGGACGAAACCUAUUGGACAGACCCAGAAGUAUUUCGACCUGAGCGUCAUAUAGAUAAAUUCGGCCACAUUAUUAAAACCGAUCGGCUUUUUCCUUUUGGAGCAGGCAAAAGAAGCUGUUUGGGAGAAUCGUUAGCCCGAACCUCCUAUUUCUUAUUUACGACAUCAAUAGUAAAGACGUUCAUCUUCCGUUCGCUUCCGGACAGCAUCUCUGCUCCAUCUCUAGCUCCGUUGGAUGGCUUUACUUUAGGCCAUCGCCCUUUCCAAGCUUUUCUAACCAAAAGAUAGUCAUUUAACCCAGAAUUCAAGUUAGUCGCUUUAUGUGUCAACCAUUUUGCUCACAGAGUGUACCAUUAAUCAAAUUUUAAGGACCGAAAGUUAGAACUUUAGAUGCGCGUAGCAGCUUACCCAGUGAAUCCGUCGUUGUUACAGUAUGUUCAAACUUCUGUUAAAUUUUAAUCCAGACAGUUUUAUUGUUUAUUUGUCCAGGGUAGAAUUAUAGAAUAUGGUUGUCCUGAAUGUUGGGUGACGUAAUGAGUUUAUUAUUACGCCCUAUUUGCUGUUGAGAAAACGUCUCUUUCUUUUUUUUUCAUCCAUCAAGUGGGCUGUUUGUUCUGGUUGCCAUAGUAACCAACAUGACAUAAGCACGUAAAGCAGAAAAGAAGUUUUGAGGACCUUUAUCUGAUUAAGUAAAUAAUUGAUCUGCUGCAUUUGAUAAGCUUUAGACACUUGCCGUCUUGCGAACGGAAAUGUCAUCUCUAGUAAACUGCGAUUGGAAACCCUUAACGCACUGCAUUUUUUUAAUUAAUAAAAAGAGCGUUCGCAAUGUCA
This is a messenger RNA of Daphnia pulex (common water flea), 2224 nucleotides long. Its product is annotated as methyl farnesoate epoxidase-like. The record is from RefSeq and is a predicted model, not a curated record. The transcript has 10 exons. NCBI's taxonomy places the organism in Eukaryota, Metazoa, Arthropoda, Branchiopoda, Diplostraca, Daphniidae. The coding region runs from base 215 to 1681 and encodes 488 amino acids. Gene Ontology annotation, molecular function: heme binding; iron ion binding; oxidoreductase activity, acting on paired donors, with incorporation or reduction of molecular oxygen, reduced flavin or flavoprotein as one donor, and incorporation of one atom of oxygen. Gene Ontology annotation, biological process: xenobiotic metabolic process. Gene Ontology annotation, cellular component: intracellular membrane-bounded organelle; cytoplasm.